CGAGAGCUUCGUUCUUAUUCAAAAAACUUGUCUGGGAGGAGGCUGCAGUAACUUGUCAGGCCUGGGAGAGUGAAAAUCGUUAAAGAUUGACUGCCAUCACUAUCAGGCCGCCGCACGAGGAAGGCGAGUGUGACGUGGUGUGUGGUGACCCUUUGAUCAAGAUUUUCAUUGUACGUGCAGCUUCAAGUCAUCCAUCAACAAGUGGUGCAUAUAUCCGCCUGCCUCUUCUCGCCCGCUCAUUCCUUCAUCGUCUUCCGAAAAGCCCUUUGACGAUAUAACAUACUCUCCUCCUGCCUUCCAAGAAUGCUCUCCCGCUUUCGCGAACAUAAAGAAACUAGCCCGGAGCACCUAUCAUCAACCGAUUCAAAAAUCAAAUCAUUGCCGGUCAAGCAUGGCGACCGAAUCCGUCGCCUCAUGGAGUUAACACGUUCGCUCAAGUCAUCCGUUGGACACCAGUGUGAUAUAGAACUUCCAAGAAUCGUGAUUCUGGGGGAUCCACUCGCGCAGCAGACUUCGUUGUUGGAAUGUGUAACCGGGGUCAAAAUUCCUCGGGAGUUUGAGCAUGACCAAAGAGCUCCAAUCGAGUUCCGGAUGAUCAAUGUGAUGGAAGUGGACUGGAGUUGUCAGGUGAAAAUAAGGUACGACUACACGAGCCAGAACUUCAAGCAGAGCCCAGAACAUGUGGAAGAGACCAACUUCGGCGAGGUGAUAAGCGAGCCAAGCAAGGUUGAAGGGACCUUGCGUGAGGCCCACAGUUAUCUUCUACGUGAACACGCCGCGACGGCCCCUCGGAGUAGCAAUCUUGAAGCAGCCUCCGGUACUGCCCCCAGCAAAUUAAUCCUGAGCAAACGUGCCUUCUGCAAGAAUGUGGUAUGUUUGGAAAUUCGAGGCCGCGCAGUCGUAGAUUUGACUCUGGUCACUUUGCCCAAUUUUAUUCAAAGUCAUUCAAACCGGGCACUUCAAGACUUCGUACUCUCUGAUUACCUCGAAACCAACUGCUAUGUUGUACUAUUGACCCAUGGGUUAGACCGUCUUCAAGUUCAUCCCGCUUUUGGUUUGGCUCAACGAGUUGAUCCUACGGGAAAUCGAAUCAUAGGUCUUUUCAACUGUCUAGACGCGGCCCAGGUAGCCCAAUCAAGUCCGACAGCCAACCUAACACGGGUGAUUCAAUCGGGAUUCAGAGCGUUCCGCUCAGGCUCUGUCACAAAGGCGCCCCCAUAUUUACCCUCGAAACCGGGCGAUUCGCUCUCAAGGCAAAGAAGCAACAAGUCGAUUCGAGCGCCGAGGGCAGCUUGGAAAGUGAUGAGGUGGCAAAACCCAUAUUUCUCUGAAGCGACUUUCGAGUCAACUUUUGAUGACUCGGAACUGGUGAUAUUCUUUGGAGAGAUCUUCUCUGAAUUGUUACAAGAAUCGAUACCCAAGCUGCUCGGAAUUACCUCUCAAAUCUACUCGCUCUCAUCGCCAAUGACUACCGCGACUAAAAAGACCGGCGAUGAUACAAAUGAUAGCUCCUUCUGUCACGUCUACACUACUUGUUUCAAGGACAUAAAUCGAUUGGUGACCAGCACGAUUGCCGGCGAAGAGCUUGGCGACGAAAUUGAGGCAAUAUAUGAAGGACUAGGAUACCGGGCGUUUUCAGAUCUUCCGCUAUUUGUCCCAGUGCCUAGGCAAGAAGAUGAUCUUCCGGCCUUCAAACAACUCACUGAGCUUGCGGACAUGUCUCUGUACCCGGAGGCCUACCGGACGACCGACCCGAAAAAGAUUGAUAUCCGUUCCCGUCGACCUAGGAUCUAUUUGGCAGACGUGCAAGACCAUCUGUCUCAUAUGAAGAGCUUGAACCACCCAAAACUAUCAGGAAUUGGACACGCUUUCUGUCAAAAAACUCCUCUGAUGGACUUGCCAAUCAGUAAAUGGAAAUCACAUGCCCACGACGCACUAUCCCAAGUUUUUCAACUUCUCCAAGACGCCGUGAACCGGAUCAUUGACCAGCGGUGCUCCAAAACUCCCAGUUUCCAACCGAGAAUCAGGAAACUCGUAUAUCUGCGGCUCGAUGAUAUAUUUUCGGCCGCGAAGAAAAGUCUGCAGACCGUAUUAGAAUUUGAACUGGUUCCUUACACCCAAUCUCUGCGAAGGCUUUUGGAAAUUCGUGCUGGGCUGAUGGAGAAGUACCACCUCUCCUGUCACCUGCUCAACGUAGGAAAGGAAAAAGGCAGCCCAAAGCUCACGAAAAGAGGAGGGAUGUACCAGUCGGCUUCGGGCAACCAGGCCGUGUCCUUGGAAAACAGAGGAUCGCCUUCACUCGACAAGACUGACCCAAAGUUGAAAGGCUGGGACGUAGAAGUCAAUGCUUGUGCCGAAGCAUCGGCUUACCUCGAUCUGGCACUCAGCAAUUUGUUGGAGACAACUUCGAAGAUCAUCGAAAGGGAGCUUCUGGAAGAGCUAGAGACUUGUGAUCCCGCUCAAUUCUCGCCCGCUCUGGAAACCGAGGUCGUAGAGAUGACGGCGAGCUCUGACCCUGAUGAUCAUCAAAGUCCGAAGAGUCCAGGCACGAGUCUUCUCCACCGAGGCAAUCUCGACCCCCCUUCAAAGGUCUUGAACCUUGUAGGCGAGAUCCAAAAUAUCAUCCAGGAUGAAACUGAGGAACUUUUGUUGCUCGAUCCGUUCCAGUGUUGACGUGGCGCAGCCAGCGGACACCCGACUGGUUUACUAAUAGAUGAUUAACUUGUGAAAAAUUUGAGUUUGUGUUUAGUCCAAUUUUACAUUCUUUUGUAUUGAUUACCAUCUUCAUACUAUCCUUCACUUUGCAUCCCCACAGUUUGUAAUUGUUCUCUUGACUCUCAUUGAUUUGCUUGUUCCAUCUUCUACACAUCUUCAUCACUCAUUAAGUUAUUUUUAUAUCUUAUUUCUGAGUCUCUCAUUUUAUUCUCUUGUCAAAGUAUUUCCACAAGGUACCAAGGUGCCGAGAUCAAGUCUGCGCAUUCGCCCAAAAGUGUUGGUUGAUUGUAUGUAGUGUGCAUAGUUCCAGACAAUCUUAUUUCUCACAAAAUCAUACUCAUGGUC
Messenger RNA from Puccinia graminis f. sp. tritici CRL 75-36-700-3, 3060 nucleotides. RefSeq lists its product as uncharacterized. Gene Ontology annotation, cellular component: membrane; microtubule; cytoplasm. NCBI's taxonomy places the organism in Eukaryota, Fungi, Basidiomycota, Pucciniomycetes, Pucciniales, Pucciniaceae. Gene Ontology annotation, molecular function: microtubule binding; GTPase activity. Bases 304 to 2673 code for a protein of 789 amino acids. The transcript is spliced from 10 exons. The record is from RefSeq and is a predicted model, not a curated record.